AGGCCUAUGAAGUACAAAAGCUUGCUUUUGCGCACUGAAACACGUCAGCGGAGCCACAAAUCUUUAGUUCAGACGGUUUCCCUGAAAUUCUGGGAGUAGCAGUUUUAUCUCUCGGUCAGGUGCAAGUGCAUUUCUCGACAGCAAAUUGUGAUUGGCCUGUUCGUGCCAUUUCUCCCAUAAAGAAUCUCAAGGAUGAACAGCAUGAGGAUGAAAGCGGGGAAAUGCCCUACUGAUGAACUUUCCCUCACCAAUUGCGCUGUGGUGAAUCCUCAAGACUUCAACGAUUCCGUCAAGCAUGUCGAAGUGUAUACGGCACCAAACCAGAGCUUCGUCUUCACCAUCAGAAGUCAUCGUGAUGUUCCACCGUCAUCCAUUGGUUUUGGCUUGCUUCAGCGCAAAUGGGCUACUCUUUCACUUGGACAGGACAUAGACGUUCGCCCUUUUCAGUUCGAUAUUAAUCAACACACCUUAGCAAACAUAGUCCUUGAAGUGGAUUUCCUCCAAAAGAAAAGCACAACGCUGGAGCCCUACGAUAGCGAUGCCAUGGCGCGGGAAUUUCUCGCACAAUUUCAUCAUCAAAGCUUCUCCAUUGGACAACAACUAGUUUUUCAGUUCCAAGAAAAGAAACUCCUUAUUUUGAUUGUGAAGGAACUCGAAGGAGCCGACAUUAACGCCAUGCGCUCCGGCACCAAAGAAGCUAAAUCCCGAAAAAUCCGGAUCGGUCAGUGCUUUCCCAAUACGAUGAUUGUCUUCGAUAAAUCUGAAGGAUCCUCAGUUAACCUAGUCGGAAAAUCUAAAGGAAAAACAGUUCAUCAUUCAAUCAUCAAUCCAGACUGGGAUUUCCAGAACAUGGGCGUUGGUGGAUUGGACACAGAAUUUAACGCCAUUUUCCGCCGAGCAUUUGCUUCGCGUGUUUUCCCUCCCGAAAUCGUGGAACAGCUAGGUUGCAAACAUGUCAAAGGUAUUCUUCUUUAUGGCCCGCCUGGAACGGGAAAAACUCUAAUGGCUCGUCAGAUUGGAAAAAUGUUAAAUGCCCGUGAACCCAAGAUCGUCAACGGUCCACAGAUCCUGGAUAAGUAUGUUGGUGAAUCGGAAGCUAACAUUCGACGACUUUUCGCCGAAGCUGAAGAGGAGGAAAAACGACUCGGUCCCAACAGUGGCUUGCAUAUCAUCAUUUUCGAUGAAAUCGAUGCCAUCUGCAAAUCUCGUGGUUCAGUGGCAGGAGCUUCUGGAGUUCACGACACCGUUGUCAACCAACUUCUGGCCAAGAUCGAUGGUGUAGAGCAAUUGAACAACAUUCUUGUCAUUGGUAUGACAAACAGAAGGGAUAUGAUCGAUGAAGCUCUUUUACGACCUGGCCGUAUGGAAGUCCAAAUGGAAAUUGGAUUGCCGAAUGAAACGGGCAGGGCCCAAAUUCUAAAAAUCCAUACCGCGCGCAUGCGAGAUAACAAAAAGAUAGCGCCUGAUGUUGACUUGCAGGAAUUAGCCGUGUUAACAAAGAACUUCAGUGGAGCUGAAAUCGAAGGCUUAGUCCGGGCGGCUCAGUCGACGGCAUUGAAUCGAUUGAUCAAAGCUUCCAAUAAAGUGGAGGUGGAUCCCGAAGCUGGCGAAAAGCUUAUGGUCGACCGCGGAGAUUUUCUUCAUGCUUUGGAAACUGACAUAAAACCGGCUUUUGGAACUAGCUCCGAAGCGUUGGAAUUGUACAUCACUCGUGGUAUAAUAAAUUGGGGAGAGCCAAUUAGGAGUCUGUUGGAGUAUGGUGUUAUCCUGACUCAACAGGCACGAACCGGCUUUGGAUUGGUUUCCGUACUGCUAGAGGGUCCACCAAAUGCAGGCAAAACAGCCCUCGCUGCCCAGUUAGCGAAAAACUCCGACUUCCCUUUUAUCAAAAUUUGCAGCCCGGACGAUAUGGUCGGCUUUUCAGAGUCGGCCAAGUGUCUACAAAUCAGAAAAUUUUUUGAUGACGCUUAUCGCUCAGAGUUAAGCUGCAUUUUAGUUGACAAUAUCGAGCGACUGCUUGACUACGGUGCUAUUGGUCCCCGUUACUCCAACAUUGUACUCCAGGCCCUGCUCGUCCUGCUUACCAAGCAGCCACCUAAAGGAAGGAAAUUGCUUGUGUUUUGCACAACAAGUCGCAGGCAAGUCUUGGAAGAAAUGGAAAUGCUCUCCACCUUCACCGCAGUCCUUCGUGUUCCUAAUAUAUCAACCUGUGAACAGCUAGUUGCAGUAUUGGAGGAGACGGAUGUGUUUCCCAAAAAUGAAAUUGCAGCUAUCGCGCGAAAAGUAGCGAACAGAAGACUUUUCAUCGGAAUCAAAAAGCUUCUCGGAAUGAUUGAGAUGGCUAAGCAUUUCGACGAACAACGACGCGUCUUCGAUUUCCUGACGCAGUUAGAGGUAGAAAACUUUUUGGAGUUGGGCGCUUAGGAUAAAUUUUCUCUUCUUUCCCUUUUCCGACUUAAUUUUUAAAUAUACUUCAGCAAAUUAAAUGUUCACUGUUAUGGUCGAGAUUUUCUGGUAGUGGAAGAAAAAUGGAAGCUCUUCUGUCCAGUGCUUACUGUUCAGUAGGAAUAUCUGUUUUUCAAUCUAUAUAUUCCUGUUUCGUUAGCAGCAAUAAAUUAUUUAUGUGUACAGCCAGUUCAGUGUGCAGUCGGUAAAUGGGCCAGCAACCAACUCAUUUCUUUCGUCCUCCGGUACUGACAUAUUGGACUGUGCGUCUUUAUAAUGAUGUAUGUGCUUUUCACGUUGCUGUCUGUGUGAUGGAAUCUCAUUACAGUUCAUCAUUCAUUCUUUCA
Daphnia carinata is the source of this 2792-nucleotide messenger RNA. Its product is annotated as vesicle-fusing ATPase 1-like. Gene Ontology annotation, cellular component: Golgi stack. Gene Ontology annotation, biological process: Golgi to plasma membrane protein transport; SNARE complex disassembly; intra-Golgi vesicle-mediated transport. Gene Ontology annotation, molecular function: ATP binding; ATP hydrolysis activity. The record is from RefSeq and is a predicted model, not a curated record. Lineage: Eukaryota; Metazoa; Arthropoda; Branchiopoda; Diplostraca; Daphniidae. The coding region runs from base 193 to 2424 and encodes 743 amino acids. The transcript is spliced from 15 exons.